AUGGCAGGAGACUUGAAUUUGAAAAAGUCAUGGAACCCAGCCUUAGUGAAAAACCAACAGAAGGUAUGGGAGCUUGAACAGAAAAAACUAAAGGAACUCAAAGAAUCAAAGGAAAAGAAUGCUGAAUUCAAGAAGGAACAGGAAUACUUGGACCUUUUGAAACUACAGUAUGGUGAAAAUUUCAGCAAGGACCAGCUAUCAAGCAAUGAAAAGUUGAGAGUAUCCAAGUUGAAUUGGAUGUAUGAGGAUGUCCCCUUUGAGAAGCAAGAGACUGAAAUGUUGAAUUCAGGUGGAUUCAUUGAAACCACGGCCGAGUUUACUGAGGGCAAGACUGAAGCAGAAAACUUGCUAAGUGGCAAUCGUGCAUUUAAAAAGCAUGAUUCCAAAGGCUUUUCAAAUGAUAGAAUGAACAAAGUGAUUGGCUUGGGUCUGAAGAAGCCUAGUGCAAACAGUUAUGGCGAUGAUCCGUUGGCACUUAUUCAGAAGCAACAAAUACAGCAUCGCAGUCAGAACCAUAAGAGUAAGCUGAAUAGACAAGCAGGCAGGUCUUUCAAUGAUGCUUCAAAGUCAUUAGAUAGCGGAGAUCAAGAUUAUGACAAGUCAAAAUAUCGUUCUUCCCACAGACCAAGUUCUUCAAGUGGCCGUCAUAGACACCACAGCUCACGAGACGGAAACGGCCGAUACAGCGAUGAUACACACGAAUAUAGGCAUGUGAUGUUGCCCAAGAAUAUGCUCAAAGUGAUACCUCAGGACUAUUUCAACCCAGAAACGGGAACAUUGAGGAUAUUGCUUGAAGAGGAGUGGAGAGGAUUGGGAAUUACGCAAAGUUUAGGAUGGGUGCAUUACGAAACACAUGCGCCUGAGCCACAUAUAUUGUUGUUCAAGAGGUCAAUCAACUACGGGCAAUGA
Molecule: messenger RNA, 909 nt
Organism: Lodderomyces margitis
Lineage: Eukaryota; Fungi; Ascomycota; Pichiomycetes; Serinales; Debaryomycetaceae
Product: CWC25
Exons: 2
Coding region: 1-909 (302 amino acids)
Biological process (GO): regulation of mitotic cell cycle
Cellular component (GO): SCF ubiquitin ligase complex; cyclin-dependent protein kinase holoenzyme complex
Molecular function (GO): histone binding; cyclin-dependent protein serine/threonine kinase activator activity; ubiquitin binding
Source: RefSeq, a predicted model, not a curated record